Molecule: messenger RNA, 3489 nt
Organism: Closterium sp. Naga37s-1
Lineage: Eukaryota; Viridiplantae; Streptophyta; Zygnematophyceae; Desmidiales; Closteriaceae
Source: the annotation of a GenBank genome assembly
AUGCCGCCGCAUGACGAACCGCAAAGCAACGAUCACAAUUUGCCAUACGAUCACGAAGCAGCGGACGAAGGAAUGCUAGCCACCCGCACCGCCUCCGCCGCCGCCGCCGCCGCCGAUAGUGCUGACACUCCAGUGCCCGUGACGCGGCGCGAAGAGUGGGGGUGGUACCUGUACGACGCGGCGGUGUCCGCGUUUUACUCGGUGGCGCUGCCCGUGUUCUUCCCGCUGCUCCUCAACCAGCUCGCCGCCGACGCCGCGUGGCAGCAGGCGGGGCAGCCGCGCCCGCCCGACUGCGGCGUCGACGGCGUCGCCGUGAAUUGCGCGCAGUGCGUGCCGGGCGAGGGAAUGCAGCUGCUGACGUCAUCUGGCUACUCGCCGCUGCCGAAUCCCAAGGUGCAGAUGGGGGCGGCGAGCAUGGAUCCAGUGGCAUUCGCUACAGUCACAUUGGGGCUGUCCGUGGUGUGCCAGGUGGCGGCCUUCAUCACCCUCGGGCCCCUCGCUGACUACGGCAUGGGGCGCAUGCGGCUGCUACAGGGUGGCACAGCCAUGGGCAUAACAGCGUGUGCUCUCUGCAUGGCGCUGGUGUCACCAUCCCUGUGGUGGCUCUCAGGGGUGCUGCUCAUCACGGCCAAUGUGGGCUAUGGUCUCGCCAUUGUCGCCUACUACAGCUACCUGCCUGUGCUCGUGGAUGCGGCUCCUCCAGUGCUCCUCGCAGCACAGCUUGCAGCGAGCGCCCAUGCAGAGCUGUCUUGUGCUGCCUCUCUCACUGCUGCUGCUGCCCGUGUGCCUGGUGCGGUGGAGGCGGGGAAAGCAGCGGAGACAGAGGCGGGGGCGGAUAGGCCAGCAGAGAGGGAAGCAGAGGAGGCCACAGAAAAGGCACCAGUGCAAGUUGGUAAAGAAUACGAGCAGGCAGGGAUGGGAGAGCAGGAAUUGAUGGGGAAGCAGGCGUGGGCGGCUGCAGAGGCGCACACACAUGCAGGCGUGGAGAGCAGUGGCGAGGCAUUCGUUGCCGUGGACUCGUGUGCGAGAGACUCGUGUCGGGCGGAUAAGGGGGACCUGUACACACCGCUUCUCGUCGCCCGGGACCAGCUCCAGGAGAAGAACCACACGCAUGUCACUCACAGGCAGGAGUCGCCUGUUCCAGCAUCACAACGCUGCUCUCUCAACCCACCAACUCCCUCAAGCUCCCUCCCUCAUUUCUUUCCACCCCCUCCUUCUCUGCCCACCAGGAGGAGAAUCGCAUGUCACUGUCAGGGGUGGCCUGUGCCAGCAUCGCCUCCUCACCACGCUCCUUUCCACCCACCAACUCCCAUGCUCUCUCCCUCAUCUGCCCCCAACCCUCCUCCCCUCCCACCAGGAGGAGAAUCGCAUGUCACUGACAGGGGUGGCCUGUGCCAGCAUCGCCUCCAUCCUCGCCACGCUCCUCUCACCCCACCAUUCCUAUGCUCCCCUCAUCUUGCCCUCCACCACUGCCUUCCCCCAUCCCCCCAGGAGGAGAAUCGCAUGUCACUGACAGGAGUCGCCUGUGCCAGCAUCGCCUCCAUCCUCGCAACGCUCCUCUCCUUCGCAGCCACGCUCCCCGUCUCCUCCGACUCCCUCAAGCUGCGCCUCGCCCUGCUCGCCUGCGCCCUCUGGUGGCUCCUCCUCUCCCUCCCCACCUUCCUCUGGCUCCUCCCGCGUCCCGGCCCACCCUUCCCCCCUCCACCCCCCCUCCCCUCCUCCUCCCACUCCUCCGCAUGCCACCGCACCGCAUCCCACCUCGCCGCACGCCUCGCCUCCGCCCUCUCCUCUGCCUUCUCCGGCUGGCGCCACAUGGGGCGACUCUUCUCCGAAGCCCGCCGCUACCGCUCUGCCUUUGCCACGCUCUGCACGCCGCUGCUCUUCUACCUGCAGCGCUGGAUGCACCCCGUGCUGACCAACAAGGCCAUGGUCAUGCUUAUGCUCGCCGGCAUGCUGCCGCUGCCGCUCUGGGAGUUACUGGGCUACCUCACGUCGCCGCAGUCCAUAGGGCUGAAGGCCCCUUGGGAGCUGUUUGUGUUUGCGUGCUGGUUUGGGUUCUUUCUGGGCGGGCUGAACGCGUACUCGAAGACGCUGUUCAUUGACAUGAUUCCAGUCGGGCGCGAGGCGGCAUUUUUCUCGCUCUACUCUGUGAGCGACAAGGGCUCGUCGUGGCUGGGGCCGUUCAUCGUUGCAAUCAUUGUGCAGAUUACGGGUGAGCUCCGCCCCAGCUUCCUCUACGUCUUCCUCGUCAUCCUCAUUCCCUUAAUCUGCCUGCACUUCUUUGUCAACCACCAGCAAGGCAUUGUGGAUGCCGCCCCCUCCGCGGCUUCCCCCGGAGCGCCAUCCGCUUCCCCCGCCGGCGAGCAGGCGGAGCGCGCGAAGGGGGGGCUGCCGUGCGUGAUGAUGCAGGCGAUGGGGCCGGCGGUGGACAGGCAGGCGGAGUGGGGGCGCGGUGACGCGGGCGCGGAGGGCGGGGGAGAUGCGAGGGACUAUGUGUACCAACAAACGGCGGACACGGGACGAUUCUGGGGAGUGCGGCACGAGUUGGCUCUAGGCACAUGCUUCCAGCCCAGGGAGGGGCAGGUGUCGCCUCUGGGGGAGGUGUCACCUCAGGAGUUUGAGGCACGGGUGCAGUAUGGAUUUCAGGUCACGCCCUUCCUGCACCUAGGCACGCUCAAGAACCAAGAUGAUGGCAGCAUAGUGAGGUGGCGCUACGAGGUGACGCCCAUCGAUGGCUGGGGGCCCAGGGGCGGCACACAGCUGUCAACCGCUGGUUGGCUCUCUGCGCUGCCCGCUUUUGAACCGCACUGGCAGGUGUGCAUGGCGAUGGGGCGAGCAAGCGGGUGGGUGGAGUGGCAAGGGCACCGCGUUGACUUCACAGACGCCGUCACCUACUCUGAGAAGAACUGGGGGGGCGCCUUCCCGCUCAAAUGGUUCUGGAUUCAGUGCAAUGUGUGGUCGCACGUGUCACUGGGGUCCGCGGUGGCGCUCACAGUGGCAGGAGCGAAGCGGCAGCUCAACCUGCCUCUGCUCGCCAACUCCGUUGAGGAAGUGGGCAUGGUAGGGCUGCACUGGCAGGGGCAGUUCAUCGAGUUUGUGCCCAACAGGGGGGCCGUGGAGUGGAAGGUGCAGCCGUGGGGCAGCUGGCACAUGCACGCUCACAACGAGCAGUACGAGGUAACAGUGGAGGCGCACACACUACCGGGCGACAAUGGCACGCCUCUGAGGGCGCCAACAGCGGAGGGCAUGAGGUUUUUCUGCAAAGACUCGUUUGACGGCCGGGUCAAGCUGGAGCUGCGCCAGCGGUACUCGGGGCAGUUACUCCUGAGGGCGGAGAGCACAGCAGCAGCGGUGGAGGUGGGAGGCGGGCCGUGGUGGGAGGCAUGGGAGCAGAGGAGCCGCAUGAACCCCGCCCAGAGCGCUGUUAUCUCGCUGCCUCUCAACCUCUCCUCCCUGCUCCCGCCCUCCCUGCAACCUCCGGGCCUGUGA